Messenger RNA from Fragaria vesca subsp. vesca, 1604 nucleotides. RefSeq names its product non-specific lipid-transfer protein-like protein At5g64080-like. The transcript is spliced from 3 exons. Gene Ontology annotation, molecular function: lipid binding. Lineage: Eukaryota; Viridiplantae; Streptophyta; Magnoliopsida; Rosales; Rosaceae. The record is from RefSeq and is a predicted model, not a curated record. Bases 64 to 615 code for a protein of 183 amino acids. Gene Ontology annotation, biological process: lipid transport.
UCUCUCUCUCCCACCGCCACCCACAACCCCAUUUUCUCACAAACCCAACCAACAACAAAACAAAUGGCAUUCUCAUCAACACUCACCCUUUCCCUCACUCUGCUCCUCCUCGCCGUCAUGCAAGGCCACGCCGCCCCCCGCGCCGCCCCGGCCCCGGCGGUGGACUGCUCCUCGUUGAUCCUGAACAUGGCGGACUGCUUGUCGUAUGUUUCAAACGACAGCAAGACAGAGAAGCCGGAAGCGAGUUGCUGCACUGGACUCAAGACUGUGCUUAAGGCUGACGCUUCGUGUCUCUGUGAGGCUUUCAAGAGUAGCGGUCAGAUGGGCAUCGUUCUCAACAUGACUAAGGCCAUGGCUCUCCCCGCCGCUUGCAAAGUCUCCGCUCCUUCCGCCGCCAACUGUGGAUUGGCUGUUGCUCCUGCUGGUGCUCCUGUUGCAACCCUUACGCCUCAAAUUGCUCCAACAACUUCAGCUGGUGUUGCACCUGAAUCAUCUGCCGCAGGAGGGAAUGUGGUAGCACCUGCAUCUGCUCCAGCAAACUCAGCUUCUUUUAUGCUUUUCAGUUCAGUUACCCUGUUUCUGGGCCUUUUGGUUGCGUCAUUGCCUUAUUUCUGAGCAAAUGUGGCAUGUAGUGCCGUUUUUGAGAGCAUAGAGUGAUGACUUGUGAUGUUCAUUUUAGCAUUGGGGAGUUAGUUCUGUUCAAAUUUCUUCUAUUCGGGAUGUUACUGUAGUAGGUUUUAACAUGUUUUCUCUUUUUGGACCCUUGAGACCUGUUUGGUGGUUGGACAUGGUUUUCUAAUAUUUUAGUUGAUCUACCUAUCCUUAAAUUCCUGGCCCCUUUUCAAUUGAUAUUUGAACAUAACCUGGUGUCUUCUUUGCUAGUAUUAUGGACCUUAUAUGGUUAUGAUGGUAACAUCCAUAAAUUAUAGCCUAUUGAAUGGAUCACAAGAGAGGAAUCUCACAUUCACAUGAAGCGAAGAAGCAACCAUUGUGAUACAUUGCAUGAUUUAGUGGAUCAAGGUUGGAGAAUGUAAAAUUUACACAGCAUGUUGUUUAACAUGGUAGCAUUUACAUAAUAGGAUGUUGCUCAAGAGUUCCGAGCCAUGACAUCCGAACGACGAAAGUUUUGCAACAUUAUAAACAUUGAGUGAUCAAGAACAGUGAAAUUUGGUUGAACAAUAGAUUUGCUUCUUCACAUGGAGCCAUGGAGGUGGUCUGGGAAUGAUGUCGGGGGGAAUAGCAAAGGCAGUAAGAGCAUGGAGACCUAAAAUAAGUGACUACAAAACAGUGGUCUAUUUAGCUGGCCUAAGAGAGGAGGAGGUGCCAGCAAGGCUUUCCAAGGUUUCCUUCUUGAGUUCUUGUCACUCUGUAAAGGCAUCAUGAACAGUUGGUUUCAACUGCAGCUCCUCCCUGCAACAAGAGAACAUUGCUGUUUGACUAGAUUGUUUUUGCCGUUUUCGUUUCAUUUCGGUCCAACUGCAGACCAGGGUUUGAAAAUGUUGUCCUUUUUUAGAUAGUUAGAUUGUUUUUUUUUUGGAUCAUUAGAUAGGGGGGUGUAUUGUAUAUGGAAUUAGUGGAAGUUUUAAAGAAGUCUAUGGAAUUUG